AACAUUUCCAAGUGACGUGGAACAGGCGGGCCCUGAGUCUCCCCUACACUUCCUGUGUGGGGUUCAGACACCUGCCUCCCCUGCUCGCUUCUGGUACCUUCUUCAGAAAUGAAGUAAUGAACUGGCUGUGUCCGCCAUCUUAGUAGAGACAGCGUUCUGAGAGGAUGCGGUGGAACGCUUUCUGGGGCGUUCUGGGACUCAGCCUCUUAGCGGUUGGCACUUGCCAGGAAGAUACCGAGGACAUUGAUGGGGCACAGAAGCAAUAUAAAGUCUCCAUCUCAGGAACCAGUGUAGAGUUGACAUGCCCUCUAGAGAGUGAAGACAACUUAAAAUGGGAAAAAGAUGACCGACUACUGCCUAAUAAGAAUGAUAAGCAACUGGUGUUAUCGGAUUUCUCAGAAGCCAGGGACAGUGGCUACUAUGUCUGCUACGAAGAAGGCUCAAAGAAAAACAAGUACCUGUAUCUGAAAGCUAGAGUGUGUGAGAACUGCAUGGAAGUGGACCUGACCACAGUAGCCAUAAUCAUCAUUGUUGACAUCUGUAUCACUCUGGGUUUGCUGAUGGUCGUUUAUUACUGGAGCAAGAACAGGAAAGCCAAGGCCAAGCCUGUGUCCCGAGCAACCGGUGCUGGUGGCAGGCCCAGAGGGCAAAACAAGGAGCGGCCACCACCUGUUCCCAACCCAGACUAUGAGCCCAUCCGCAAAGGCCAACGGGACCUGUAUUCUGGCCUGAAUCAGAGAGCAAUCUGACAGAUAGGAGGGAAACUGCCUUCUGUGGACCCAGAUCCAGCCCUCUGAGCACCCUGCUACUCCUUGUUCUCCGGACAAAUCGUAGAGUCCACCUCGCAGCAUUGUUCUACAGCCUCCUGGAGAACAUACCUCCUAGAACCUUCCUCUCCCGCUUCCUCUGCUAGCAGCAGUACUGAGACAUUGCUGACUCAGUAUCUUUUGAAAUAUCAUGGCUGGUCAGUUGGUCGGCCAACCACCUUGUGGGAAUACUUUUUUAAAGCUGCUCUGAUGCCAUUCCCUGCCAUCUCCCCCCUUCUUCACCAACGUCAUCUCUGCCUUCAAUCCCUUCCCUUUCCUAAUUGGCCCUCAUAGCCAGUCCUCUCCUAGAGCUUUCUGCUUUUCUCUUCUUUCUCUCUUUCUUUCUUUCUUUUUUCUUUUUCUGUUUUUUUUUUUAGAUUUUCUGUUUGUUUUGUUUGUUUUGUUUUGUUUUG
This is a messenger RNA of Grammomys surdaster, 1219 nucleotides long. It is a transcript of the gene Cd3e, whose product is annotated as CD3e molecule. Bases 165 to 749 code for a protein of 194 amino acids. The transcript has 9 exons. The record is from RefSeq and is a predicted model, not a curated record. Gene Ontology annotation, cellular component: external side of plasma membrane; alpha-beta T cell receptor complex; membrane. Lineage: Eukaryota; Metazoa; Chordata; Mammalia; Rodentia; Muridae. Gene Ontology annotation, molecular function: transmembrane signaling receptor activity. Gene Ontology annotation, biological process: positive thymic T cell selection; cell surface receptor signaling pathway.